GCCUCGCCCCGUGACGUCACGACGCCCGCGCCGCUGCGGUCGCCGCCGUCGCACGAGUCUUUCCUAGUAACCUGGGCGAUAGCUGUGGAUGUUUCUAAGGAUCGUCUUCAGCCAUGGCCUUGGGAGUCUUGGGAUUAAAGUGCUUCCGCAUGGUCCACCCUGCCUUUCGAAAUUACCUUGCUUCCUCAAUCAGACCUGUUUUGGAAGUUACACCGAAGACAGUGCAUGAAAGACAGCAUGGCCAUAGGCAAUACAUGGCCUAUCCAGCUGUACCAGUCCGCCAUUUUGCUACCAAGAAAGCCAAAGCCAAAGGGAAAGGACAAUCCCAAACCAGAGUGAAUAUUAACACUGCCUUGGUUGAGGAUAUAAUCAACUUGGAAGAGGUGAAUGAAGACAUGAAGUCUGUGAUAGAAGCACUCAAGGAUAAUUUCAAUAAGACUCUCAAUAUAAGGACCUCACCAGGAUCCCUUGACCAGAUUGCUGUGGUAACUGCUGACGGGAAGCUUGCUUUAAACCAGAUUAGCCAGAUCUCCAUGAAGUCGCCACAGUUGAUUUUGGUGAAUAUGGCCAGCUUUCCAGAGUGUACAGCUGCAGCUAUCAAGGCUAUAAGAGAAAGUGGAAUGAAUCUGAACCCAGAAGUGGAAGGGACACUAAUUCGGGUACCCAUUCCCCAAGUAACCAGAGAGCACAGAGAAAUGCUGGUGAAACUGGCCAAACAGAACACCAACAAGGCCAAAGACUCUUUACGGAAGGUUCGCACCAAUGCAAUGAACAAGCUGAAGAAGUCAAAGGAUACAGUCUCGGAGGACACCAUUAGGCUAAUAGAGAAACAGAUCAGCCAAAUGGCUGAUGACACAGUGGCAGAGCUGGAGAGGCAUCUGGCAGUGAAGACCAAAGAACUCCUUGGAUGAAAGUCUACUGGGGGCCAGCAAUACUCCAGAGCCCAGUUUCUGGUGGAUCCCAUGGGUGGCACAUUGGCACCUCUCUCCCUCCCCGAUCCACACAGAAGGCUGUGACUAUGCUGACAGAAGGCUGUCCUUGUGAGGCUCAGUCUUCCAGUGGAACACUCAGACUUGUUCAUUCUCUUCCUCCCUCUGCUCUGGGCCUUCUGGCAUGGGUGGCUCUCAGAAAAGAUUUGCUGCUGGCAAAGGGCCUUUACUCAGGCAUUUGCUUUGACUUGAUGUCGCCAAGGGACUGAGGCCAUUGGCAGGCUUCAUCCCACCUGCUCCUCAUUUUAGGAGCCUCCUUUUCAAACAGGCUCUGUUCCCAUUUUAAAACUCUGUUUGGGCUGAUGUUGGCUGUCACCUGUGACUGGGCACUUACUAGAGGCCCAUUUUCACCAAAAAAUAAAAUCUAAAUAAAUCGGAAAGAAUAAGCCACAAAGGAGAGGAAUAGAGUUGGUCUGGAUUGAUGAUCACUAAGAAUCUGUAUGUGAAGCACCCAGAAGAAGUAGUUUUGCCUAUGAGUCAUCUUCAUACAUGCUCUUUUCUCUGCCGGCAUCGCUCUUCCCCUCCUUACCUGGCCAGUCCUGUUUAUCUUCAGGCCUUGUCUUGGAUAGCACAUCCUCUGGAAGUCUUGCUUUCCCCUCUGACCUAGGACCCUCAUUACUGGCUCUCAUAGCACAGUGUACUGCUUUAUAUGAACUCUUAAGUAUUCUUUUUGCUAAUUAGCCUGCAUAUCCUCAGAACUUUGCAUAAUGCCUGGAGUAUAGUAGGCAGUCAUAUGUUGAAUUGUGAAUAAAUUGCACAUAGUAGCUACCCAGCAAA
Molecule: messenger RNA, 1766 nt
Organism: Sapajus apella (tufted capuchin)
Lineage: Eukaryota; Metazoa; Chordata; Mammalia; Primates; Cebidae
Gene: MRRF
Product: mitochondrial ribosome recycling factor
Exons: 7
Coding region: 114-911 (265 amino acids)
Biological process (GO): translation
Cellular component (GO): mitochondrion
Molecular function (GO): ribosomal large subunit binding
Source: RefSeq, a predicted model, not a curated record